UAUGGCGCGGGAAUCCCAAUCGCGCGACAUCAGCAGGAGUGUUACUAAAUGACUCUAACAUUACUGUACGGUGGAACACAUCAUGAAGUUGGGAACUAUCGCAUAGAUUGAACUGAAUUUGGAAUCUCACCACGAUGGACGUGGUUGUGAAAAAGGAAAAGGACUGUGAUUGGCUGGGGCCGUCAAUUGACAGAACCUGUGAAUGGUGUUCUUCGCCUGAUUUUAUGAGAGGUGACCUCCCAAGAUAUAUUGAUAAACAAUUGGAUGAAUGGCCAGCAGAUUUAUUAUUGGAUCUCUGCUACUGCUUUGACUGUGUACAGGAGUAUCACAGGCUACAGGAAGAGUUGACUGAACAGAGGCAAAAAAAGGUUUUGCAGCACCUGGAUGUUGACAGACUGAAACUGACAAUCAGCAGUGCCUUAGGAGAUGCAGAAUGUGGAGAAGGAUCUUUUCCGUAUAUGCAGGAUGUCCCAUUGAAGUUACAAGUUCCCCUUCUGGAAAUGUUAAGAUUCCCAUAUUUCUUACAUAAUGAGAUGCUAGCAUUAUUGUUUAAAAGAGGACUUAUUGCUCUGAAUGUGUGGGGCUGUCCACUUAAACUGGAGGAAAAACUUCCUGGAGCAUAUCUUCUGCUUGUUCAUCCAGAUCCAGAGGUGCGGGGUUGGGCAGUUAAAAGUGUGAGAGGACAAGGAAUGAUAAAUCCAGAUGAGUAUGAUCUAUUGAAAGAAGUUAUCAAGUGGAUGAUUGAUGUUGUGGAGUUGAAUCUGUUUGAAUAUCCUGAUAUUGUAACACCUGCGGACAAAAAUGCUAUCAGCCUGCCUCUAAAUGUUCUCCCACCACACUUGUUUGUUCCACUUACUGUAAAAGAGUAUUGGAUGGGACUGUUUGUGCUAUUGAUGCGAAUGGAUGUGGCCACAGUGAAAUCGUGCUUUAUGAGUUACACUGGUCACAUAGGGAUUCUGAAUGUAAUUGUACAGCCAAUGGAAAAUCAAGAGGGGGAAGCAUUUUGGCCAAUGCUCCAGUGUUUUGUUGUCUUGCUAGAGAGACUUGGAGAGAGAAUCUGGCAGAUUUCUGUGUUCACACGUAACCCUGACCAACUCUUUGGGAUUAUAACGAAAAACUGUUUCUUUAAAGAGGCUAUCUUGCAGUGGCAAACCCAAGAUGGUGGAGUGAUUUUUAAGCAAAAAGACAUCAGGCAGUCAAAUAAAGCCAGGUCUUUGAGUGGUGCAAAAUCUUCCAGUGGAUUUUAUAACACAGCUUUGGCAUGGUUUCAACCUUUUGUGCUUUCUCUUCUGGACUUUGAUUUUGGUGAACAUUAUGUCUCACUGGUAAUUAGAUAUCUUCACAAUGUUGCAGAUAAGUGUUUAACUCAAAACACUUUCAAGUCAGAUGUCCAGUCUACAUUGUUAGGCAUAAUUCAUGAAUUGGUAAAUAGAAAUUUUUCCACUUGCCUGGCUCAUACAGCUGACCUUUGGGCAAAAGACAUGGUAGAUUUUGUCAUAGCUGAAACAGGGGACAAGAAGAAGGUUGAUGUUACCAGAAGACUGCUUCAGCUCCUGCUUAAGGCUUGUCAUCGAGGGGGAUCCAAACAUGCCCUCAAGUACUGGGGAGUGUUUGCAUUGCCAGGACCCAAGCAGCUAUCUGCAGAGGAAAAGCAGCAAAUAAUUUCACUUAUCGAGGCUCGUCCUUCCUUUAAAAACUCCGUGGAUAACGCAGCUAUCAAAAAAAUUCCUAAUGGUAGCCUCUCCACCCAGGGUGUUACCCGUAUAAAGGAAGAGAAAGGCCUACAGUCACCCGAGGAGUUUGAUUCUAAUGUAUUAACGGCAAGAAAAAGCAGCGACGAGAGAAGUUUUCGAUCAACGGUGAAGUGUAGUCCGAGUUCAAGUGUGAGCAGUUCUGAAGGUGAACAGGGUGUUAUCCGCAGAGAGAAAGAGAAUGCCCCACAGUCACACGAACGGAUUUAUCGUAAUGGGUUAACAAAAAGAAAAAGGAAUGACUCAACAAAGAAGAUAAGUUUUCGAUCAAGAGUGAAACCUGGCCCUAGUUCACGUGUGAGCAGUUCUGAAGAUGAAGAAGAGGAAGAGGAAGAGGAAAAGAUUGCUAGCAGGGACCCAAUGAAGAGGCGCAAAAAGCCUCAACAUCGUUCAUGGAAUAUCAAAGUGUCUAAAAUGUCUUCAGAGUUGGAUUUUGGACUUAUGACAGCCAAAAUUCCUUUAGUAGACUACAAGGGCCUUGUAAAAGCUGAAAAAAGCGUCUAA
Messenger RNA from Stylophora pistillata, 2255 nucleotides. RefSeq lists its product as uncharacterized. Gene Ontology annotation, biological process: termination of RNA polymerase II transcription. NCBI's taxonomy places the organism in Eukaryota, Metazoa, Cnidaria, Anthozoa, Scleractinia, Pocilloporidae. Gene Ontology annotation, molecular function: transcription termination site sequence-specific DNA binding; helicase activity. Gene Ontology annotation, cellular component: nuclear body. The record is from RefSeq and is a predicted model, not a curated record.